Molecule: messenger RNA, 2997 nt
Organism: Microthlaspi erraticum
Lineage: Eukaryota; Viridiplantae; Streptophyta; Magnoliopsida; Brassicales; Brassicaceae
Source: the annotation of a GenBank genome assembly
AUGGCUCAUCUCUUCAGAGAGCUGUCUCUGGGUCAGUCCAAGAGAGAGGCAACGCCGCCGCCAUCGGCGACUUCACGGUCCUCUUCAAUGGCCACCGUUAUACCUUCCGAUCUACCUCCAUCUCCACUUGGACAACUCGCUGUCCAGCUCUCCGAAUCCGAUCUCCGUCUCACUGCCUACGAGAUCUUCGUCGCCGCAAACCGCAGCGCCACCGGGAAGACACUCUCAUCUGCUGUUUCAUCAGCCGCCGCCGUUGCCAAUCCCGACUCUCCUAACGGCGGCUCUCCUGCUUCUCCAGCAAUCCAACGCUCUCUGACCGCAACCGCCGCGAGUAAAAUGAAGAAGGCUCUGGGGAUGAAGUCGCUAUCUUCGUUAUCUCCUGGAUCUAUAACGAAGAGCCCUGGCUCGGGUUCUGGCUCGGCUACCGGUUCGGGUGGUAAAUCGAAGCGUCCCACUACUGUCGGCGAGCUCAUGCGGAUCCAAAUGCGUGUAUCGGAGAAUGUCGAUUCGCGUGUUCGUCGAGCUUUCCUCAGAAUCGCUGCUAGUCAGGUUGGAAGGAAGAUUGAGUCAGUGGUUCUUCCAUUAGAAUUGCUACAGCAGCUAAAGUCUUCUGAUUUCACGGAUAAUCAAGAAUACGAUGCGUGGCUCAAGAGAUCGUUGAAGGUUCUUGAGGCAGGUCUUUUAUUGCACCCUCGAGUACCGCUCGAUAAGUCGAACUCUUCUCAGAGACUGCGGCAGAUAAUUCACAGCGCACUAGACCGGCCUUUGGAGACUGGAAGGAACAAUGAGCAAAUGCAGAGUCUUAGAUCAGCGGUCAUGUCUCUAGCCACUAGAUCCGAUGGCUCUUUCUCUGACUCUUGCCACUGGGCUGAUGGCUCUCCGUUUAAUCUCAGGCUCUAUGAGCUGCUUUUAGAAGCUUGCUUUGAUUCGAAUGACGAGUCUUCCAUGGUUGAGGAAGUUGACGACCUUAUGGAGCAUAUAAAGAAGACGUGGGUGAUUCUUGGAAUCAACCAACAGCUUCAUAACCUCUGUUUCACUUGGCUUUUGUUUUCUCGCUAUGUUGUCACUGGACAAGUUGAGAUGGACCUGCUUUACGCUUGUGAUUCUCAACUAGCGGAAGUUGCUAAAGAUGCAAAGACAACGAAGGAUCCUGAAUACUCUCAGGUUUUGAGUGCUACUCUAAGUGCUAUAUUAGGUUGGGCAGAGAAGAGGCUACUUGCUUAUCAUGACACCUUUGACCGGGCUAAUGUUGGUACCAUGGAUGGAAUUGUUUCUUUGGGUGUAUCAGCAGCUAGGAUACUAGUUGAAGAUAUAUCUAACGAGUAUCGUAGGAGGAGGAAAGGAGAAGUUGAUGUAGCUCGUACGAGAAUCGAGACUUACAUCAGGUCAUCACUACGAACCGCUUUUGCUCAGAGAAUGGAGAAAGCAGAUUCUAGUAGGAGAGCAACUAGGAACCAGAAAAACCCUCUUCCGGUUCUCGCUAUUCUCGCUAAGGACAUUGGUGAGCUAGCUGUUCAAGAAAAGCGGAUGUUUAGUCCAAUAUGGAAGAGAUGGCAUCCGUUUGCCGCAGGGGUUGCUGUGGCUACACUCCAUGUUUGUUAUGGAAACGAGAUUAAACAGUUUAUAUCCGGAAUAUCUGAAUUGACACCUGAUGCUGUCCAGAUACUAAGAGCUGCAGAUAAGCUAGAGAAGGAUCUGGUGCAAAUCGCGGUAGAGGAUUCUGUUGACAGUGAUGAUGGUGGCAAAGCAAUUAUCCGUGAAAUGCCUCCUUUCGAAGCUGAGACAGUUAUUGCUAAUUUGGUCAAAGACUGGAUCAAGGCAAGAAUAGACAGACUGAAGGAAUGGGUUGACAGGAACUUGCAGCAAGAGGUUUGGAAUCCGUUGGAGAACCAAGAAGGAGGAUAUGCACAAUCUGCUGCUGAAGUGUUGCGGAUUACUGAUGAAACUUUGGAUGCGUUUUUUCAGCUUCCCAUACCGAUGCAUCCUGGGGUCUUGCCUGAUUUGAUCGUUGGUUUAGACAAAUAUCUUCAGUAUUAUGUCUCCAAAGCGAAAUCUGGUUGCGGCUCUCGGACGACGUAUAUGCCUACAAUGCCUGCACUCACCAGAUGUACAACAGGAUCAAAGUUCCAAGGCGUGUGGAAGAAGAAAGAAAAGGCACUUCCCUUGCAGAAGAGAAACUCUCAGGCUUCGAUUGCCAACGGUGACAAUUCCUUUGGUGUCACGCAGAUAUGUGUCAGAAUAAACAGCUUGCACAAGAUCCGCAGCGAGCUCGAUGUAGUGGAGAAGAGAGUGAUCACACAUUUGAGGAACUGUGAAUCAGCUCACAACGACGACUUCUCCAAUGGCUUAGGAAAGAAGUUUGAGCUCACUCCAGCGGCUUGCAUCGAAGGCGUUCAACAGCUAUCCGAGUCUCUGGCUUACAAACUCGUCUUCCAAGACCUAAGCCACUCAUUAUGGGACGGCUUAUACAUAGGCGAGCUCUCAACCUCUAGAAUCGAGCCUUUCCUCAAGGAGCUAGAACAGAAUCUGACACUCAUAGCAGAGACAGUACACGAAAGAGUCCGUACACGGAUCAUAACCGAUAUUAUGAGAGCCUCUUUCGACGGCUUCUUACUUGUCCUGCUCGCUGGAGGACCCUCUAGAGCUUUUACAAUACAAGACUCUCAGAUAAUGGAGCAAGAUUUUAAAGCUAUGAAAGAUUUGUUCUGGGCGAACGGAGACGGUCUUGCCAUGGACCUGAUCGAUAAGUUCUCGACCGCGGUCAGAGGCGUGCUUCCUCUGUUUAGUACAGAGACAGAUAGUUUGAUAGAGAGGUUUAAAGGAAUGACGCUCGAAGCGUAUGGUUCUUCAGCUAAGUCUAGGCUUCCGUUGCCUCCGACUUCAGGCCAGUGGAAUGGUAUGGAGCCGAACACGGUCUUACGGGUUUUGUGUUACCGGAACGAUGAAUCUGCUACGAGGUUUUUGAAGAAGACGUAUAAUCUGCCAAAGAAGCUCUAG